AUGAUGGAGGAACAAAACGUACAAGUGGCGGAUAACGAUCUCAAAAUACUCUCAAUCGAUGGAAUGAAGCAAUUUUUUACUUGUUCCGUUCGGCAAAGAAUAUUCUUUCUAGUUUUAUUAUUUACGAUAUUGGCUACGAAAUUUCUAUUCACUCAAGAACAAGGACUAUUAUUCCGGAUCAUACCGUCAACAACAACAACAACAACAACUACUACUACUACUACUACUACUACCACCACACAGGAUACAAAACGAGUCUAUCCGUGUCUUAGAAGUAAAAACGCUAUUCAGACAAGUUUUCUUGGUUCUCGUUCUUUCUGUAUCCAUCUGUUAUCCAACGAUAUCGUUUCUAAUUCUAUUGCGAGUUCUCAUUCAUGGAUGCCACAUCAAACUAGACUAAUGGCAUCUCUUCUAGCUGGCGCUCCGUCGAAGCCUGCUGUUUUCUUAGACAUUGGUGCUAACAUUGGAUGGUUCACUUUAGUCAUGGCAACACUUGGUCAUGAAGUCAUUGCCAUAGAACCAAUGAGUCGUAAUAUAGAAUUGUUGAGAGCAUCAUUACAAGCAUCUAAAAUAUCACAGAACGUUAUUGUACAUCCUAAUGGUCUUGGUGUCAAACCAAGCGUGUGUAUACUCUACAGUGAUAAUCGUAAUGUCGGUGAUGGGCAUACGAUAUGUGACAUCACAUCCGAGAAAGAGGCCAUUGGCCGUAUACCUGGAGGUUAUUCACUCAGACAAGUUAUUAACAGUACACGACUUGAUACUCUAGUUAAUCAGAAUAUUGAUGUGAUGAAAAUCGAUGUCGAAGGAUCAGAAUUAUAUGCAGUACAAAGUGGCAUUCGUUUAUUUGAUAAGUAUGAAGUUCGACACGUCGUAUCGGAAUUCAGUCCUCGAAUGAUGCGAGAGAAGAGAACAUUCUUUCGUAUUUCUUCAUCAUUGGAUAAAAACAAAAAUAUAACAUCAUUACACAUAAACCACACUCAUUUCGUAGUCAUCAAGCACAAUGAGUGA
Adineta ricciae is the source of this 1008-nucleotide messenger RNA. The record is from the annotation of a GenBank genome assembly. Lineage: Eukaryota; Metazoa; Rotifera; Eurotatoria; Adinetida; Adinetidae.